AUGCAUCUUCCAUCUCUCCUCUCUGUCCUUUCCUUCUCCCUCGCAUCGCUUGCCGCCGCCAGCACCGUUGAGGAGCUUCCGAAUGGCCUGAAGAUUGAAAAAACCCACACUGUUGACUGCGAGCGACGCACGGCCAGAGGCGACAAUAUCAAGGUCCAUUACAAGGGCACACUCGCCGAAAGCGGCAAGAAGUUCGAUGCUAGCUAUGAUCGCGGCACCCCGUUGGGUUUCAUGGUGGGAACUGGGAUGGUUAUCCAGGGUUGGGACCAGGGCCUCCUCGAUAUGUGCGUUGGGGAUAAAAGGAAGUUGACGAUUCCUCCGGAGCUUGGGUAUGGAAACCGGGACAUGGGGCCAAUUCCAGCUGGAUCGACGCUCAUCUUCGAGACUGAACUGAUGGAGAUUGAGGACAAGAAGGAUGAACUUUGA
This is a messenger RNA of Uncinocarpus reesii 1704, 426 nucleotides long. Its product is annotated as FK506-binding protein. The transcript is spliced from 2 exons. Bases 1 to 426 code for a protein of 141 amino acids. Gene Ontology annotation, molecular function: peptidyl-prolyl cis-trans isomerase activity. The record is from RefSeq and is a predicted model, not a curated record. Gene Ontology annotation, biological process: protein peptidyl-prolyl isomerization. NCBI's taxonomy places the organism in Eukaryota, Fungi, Ascomycota, Eurotiomycetes, Onygenales, Onygenaceae.